Molecule: messenger RNA, 2144 nt
Organism: Tachysurus vachellii
Lineage: Eukaryota; Metazoa; Chordata; Actinopteri; Siluriformes; Bagridae
Gene: rab5aa
Product: RAB5A, member RAS oncogene family, a
Exons: 8
Coding region: 419-1063 (214 amino acids)
Molecular function (GO): GTPase activity; GTP binding
Source: RefSeq, a predicted model, not a curated record
UGUUGUUUGUGUUUUGGUUCUAAAAGGGAAGUAAAGAGAAGAGACAGAGCAAAGAAAGGGGACGAGUUCGGAGCUGGUGAUUAAUGUCCACUCACUGUAACGUCCCAGAGAAACACACAAUUAUCCCCACGUCACGUGUCACAACUGUGUCUGCUGUCAUCCAGGUUCCGUGUCCUGAGAUACUUUUCUGUUCAGCACGGUUAUAGAGUGCUUGUUUGAGUCAGUGUAGCCGUCCUGUCAGCUUGGGUUGUUCUGCUUUAACGUCUCUCUCAACAAGAUUAUAAUUUUACAUUUAAAAUGUAUCUGAACGCGAACAUUCCCAGCUUUGUAUCGUCGUCUGUUGAUGUCAUUUUCAAUACACUCUUCCUGUAGCAGUACAAAGUGAGUGUGCCUGAAGAGAAGGGGACCUACAACUGUCAUGGCCAAUCGGGGAGCGGUGACUCGGCCCAGCGGGUCCAACGCGGCCAAUAAGAUCUGCCAGUUCAAACUGGUGCUGCUGGGAGAGUCUGCAGUGGGCAAAUCAAGUCUCGUGCUGCGUUUUGUUAAGGGCCAGUUCCAUGAGUUUCAGGAGAGUACAAUAGGAGCGGCCUUCCUGACACAAAUGGUGUGCCUGGAUGACACAACAGUGAAGUUUGAGAUUUGGGACACAGCCGGGCAGGAGCGCUACCACAGCCUUGCCCCCAUGUACUACAGAGGAGCUCAGGCUGCUAUUGUGGUCUACGACAUCACCAAUGAAGAGUCAUUUGCGAGAGCAAAGAACUGGGUGAAGGAGCUCCAGAGACAGGCCAGUCCAAACAUCGUCAUCGCUCUGUCUGGAAAUAAGGCUGACCUUGCCAAUAAGAGAGCAGUAGACAUCCAGGAAGCCCAGUCUUACGCAGAUGACAACAAUUUGCUUUUCAUGGAGACGUCGGCCAAGACCUCCAUGAACGUGAACGAGAUUUUCAUGGCUAUCGCUAAAAGAUUGCCGAAGAGUGAGCCACAGGCCGCUGGAGCUGGCAGCGGGGGCAAUCAGCCUGUGAUACUCACCGACCUGGCACCACCCUCCAGAGUGCACUGCUGCUAACUAAUCUCAAACAAAACAUCUCAAACACCCACCAAACUGUUAGCAAGCCAACUAACGCAAGCCCUCGCCCCACCUCAGACUUGUUUACGACUGUAACUAAUGUCAUGCCCUGCUCUGUUCCAUUGCAUAACCCAGUGGUCAGCAGUGAGAGAAAUCCAGUCCUAUCCCUCUGCAUUCUUCCACUGCUCUGUCUUCUAAUGGUUAUAGCUUACGGUCAAACAUUACGCUCUGCUUUCACAUUAGAAAACCUUUUUAUUUUUUUUUUCCUUCAUGCCAUCAGUUAGCCUUAAGCAAGAGGGGUGUGACCUGAUAGUUAUAGACUCUGUAGUCUCUAUUUCUCAAACAGGAUCUUUCUUUUCUGUUGCCUUUUUUUAAUUUUUAAUUUUAAGAAGUAUUUUGCAGAUUAACGAAUGCACGUUUCACUACAAGGCUUAAACAUGACUCAAAAUGUUAGCAUUGUUCAGUGGCACAAGCAGUGAGAGAGGACGAGACGAUUCCUUUCCCUUUCCAAAGCUUCCUGCAGUAUGUUGUCCACACGGUUCAGCGCCACGUCUACAUGCCUCAACGGCAAUGUACAAUUAUUUACUGCACAAAAUAUUUUAAUUCUACUGCCUAAAAACUCUUGAUAACAUCUUUUUCUCUCACACACACAUAUAUGCAGAUGGCAUACUGAAGAUUCUAUUGCCACACACUCUCUACCCUGACCAGGGCUUUACUGAUUUGUCAGUUCUCAUGAGAUCCAUGUGUGUGUGUUUGUGUUUGAAAAAGAUUUUUACAUUUUAACAGAUAGUAAAAGUUAUUUUGCACCCAAAUUUUGUCCUCUUUUAAGUAUACUGGUAGAAUAGUCUUCUCUGGAACCCUGUCUUUAUCAGACAUCAGUGUGACGGAGACUCAGAGACUCUGCCUGUCUUUCUGGUCUUAUGACACAUGCCUUGCACUAAUUUUGUGUGAAUAUAUCUGCUAUCUGCUCUGUGUGUGUGUGUGUGUGUGUGUGUGUGUGUGUGUGUGUCUGUCUGUUUGUGUGUGUGUGUGUGUGUGUGUCUGUUUGUCUGUGUGUGUGUGUAACAUACAUUAACACUUA